Miscanthus lutarioriparius is the source of this 3465-nucleotide messenger RNA. NCBI's taxonomy places the organism in Eukaryota, Viridiplantae, Streptophyta, Magnoliopsida, Poales, Poaceae. The record is from the annotation of a GenBank genome assembly.
AUGGGGAGGAAGGGGCGGAAGGGGAAGGGCGCGGCGGCCGGGGGAGCCGCCGGGGGGAGCGGUGGCAUGAGGGAGGCGACGUUGGUGCGCGUCUCAAAGGCGCUCGAGGACUUCCGCGCCUCCAACGCCGAGGUGUACACAUUUGAACCUGAUACAUCCAAACAAGAGCGAGCUGCAAUCCAUGUGAUGUGUAGGAAAAUGGGCAUGCUAUCCAAAAGUUCUGGGAAUGGGGCAAAGCGACGCCUUUCUGUUUAUAAAAGAAAACAGAAGCGGGGGCCUGAAAUGGAAGAAGGCCCUAGCUACCUUGUGUUUUCUGAAGAGGCAAGGCAUGUUUUGCAGGAUUUAUUUAUGCAUUACCCUCCUGGUGAUGCUGAUUUAAAUGGGGAUUUUGACCGGAAUUCUAGUGAUAAGGCUGCAAACAUCAAAUGGAAAACAGAUAGUGCGUUUUGCAGGCCAGCAAUGAGUAAACUUGAUAUAACGAAGAAAGUCGAGAUGCUUGCCUCUAAAAUCAUGGAAGACAGAACAAAACUUCCUAUUUCAUCCUUCAAGGACGUCAUCACUUCAAAUUUGGAAAAUCACCAGGUGGUUCUUAUUUCUGGACAAACAGGCUGCGGUAAAACCACCCAGGUGCCUCAAUACAUCUUGGAUCAUAUGUGGGGCAAGGGUGAAUCAUGUAAGAUCAUAUGCACUCAACCACGUCGGAUAUCAGCUAUUUCAGUUGCCGAGCGAAUUUCUGCUGAAAGAGGAGAGGCUGUUGGUGACACCGUUGGAUAUAAGAUACGUUUGGAGUCAAAAGGAGGGAAGAAUUCAUCAGUCUUGUUCUGCACAAAUGGCGUUCUUUUGAGAUUACUGAUAGGAAGAGGAACUAACACUUCGAAAGCACGAAAUCGGAAACGCUCAUUAGAUGAUGCAAUUUUGGGAAUAACACACAUCAUUGUGGAUGAAAUCCAUGAAAGGGAUAGGUUUUCUGAUUUCAUGCUGACUAUUCUAAGAGACUUGUUGCCGGUGUAUCCUCAUGUUCGUUUGGUACUCAUGAGUGCAACAAUUGAUGCUGAGCGUUUUUCGCAAUAUUUCAAUGGAUGUUCGGUCAUUCAAGUCCCUGGUUUUACCUAUCCUGUCAAAACUUUCUAUUUGGAGGAUGUUCUUUCUAUUCUACAGUCUGCGGGUGAGCAGAACACAGAAGUCUACAAUUACCAGCAUUCAGAGACUGGUGUAACACCUUUAAUUGUUUUUGCUGCGAAGGGUCAGCUUGGGGAUGUCUGUAUGCUUUUAUCUUUUGGUGUGGAUUGUUCAGCACAGGAUCAUGAUGGAAAAUCCGCAUUAGAUUGGGCACAACAAGAGAAUCAACAAGAGGUCUGUGAAGUAAUCAAGAAACAUAUGGAGUGUAGUUCAGAAAAAUCAACUGAAGAUAAUGAGCUGCUUAAUAAGUACUUGGCAACUAUUAAUCCAGAGCACAUUGAUACUCUGCUAAUUGAACGGUUGCUUGGAAAAAUUUGCGUGGAUUCCAAUGAAGGAGCCAUCUUGGUAUUUCUUCCUGGCUGGGAAGAUAUCAAUCAAACACGUGAAAGGUUAUUUGCUUCUCCAUUCUUUCGGGAUUCAUCAAGAUUUCUUGUGUUGUCUCUUCAUUCUAUGAUCCCGUCUUCGGAGCAGAAAAAGGUUUUCAAACGUCCACCAGCAGGGGUUCGUAAAAUUAUUCUCUCAACCAAUAUUGCAGAGACUGCUGUGACAAUUGAUGAUGUUGUGUUUGUCAUAGAUAGUGGGAGAAUGAAAGAGAAAAGUUAUGAUCCAUACAAUAAUGUGUCCACACUUCAUGCUUCUUGGGUUUCAAAAGCCAGUGCAAGACACAACGAAGGCGUGCUGGCCGAUGUCAGCCAGGAACUUGCUAUCAUCUUUACUCAAGGUACGCUGCUUGUUUAUAUUUAUUUUGUCCCUAAUAUUCAAUGGAAAAAAUGUCAUGAAAUAUUUCAUGGAACUGCGAUUAAAGUACUUGUUAGUUACUCGGUGCUGUUUGUUAAUCCAAUUGCCAUGCUGCAGGUCAAACUGCUUGAUUCAAACUGCAGAAUAGCAGACUUUCUGAAGAAAACCUUGGACCCUCCAAUUCCAGAAACUGUAAGAAAUGCUAUUGCUGUGCUUCAGGAUCUUGGUGCUUUAACACAAGACGAACAACUAACAGAAUUAGGAGAAAAGCUGGGUUCCCUGCCAGUCCAUCCAUCCACCACCAAGAUGCUCCUGUUUGCUAUAUUAAUGAACUGCCUGGAUCCAGCAUUGACACUGGCAUGUGCAGCUGAUUAUAGAGAUCCAUUUGUCCUUCCAAUAGCGCCAGAUGAGAGGAAAAGGGCAGCUGCAGCGAGAGUUGAGCUUGCUUCAUUGUAUGGUGGGUUCAGCGACCAACUUGCUGUUGUGGCGGCAUUUGACUGCUGGAGGCGUGCCAAAGAUAGAGGCCAAGAAUCUCAAUUUUGUGCAAAGUACUUUGUCUCUUCAAACAUCAUGUAUAUGCUAUCAAACAUGAGGAAACAACUUCAGAAUGAACUGUCUCAAAGAGGGUUUGUCCCUGCAGAUGCAUCUGCCUGCAGCUUAAAUUCUAAAGAUCCAGGUAUCAUGCGUGCUGUUCUUAUGGCUGGUGCUUACCCAAUGGUAGGGAAAUUGCUCCCUCCUCGCAAAAAUUCUAGAAAAGCAGUUGUGGAAACAGCAAGUGGUGCCAAAGUUCGUCUGCACCCACACUCCUGCAACUUUAACCUAUCUUUCAAUAAAUCUUCUGGGAAGCCACUGCUGAUAUACAAUGAGAUCACUCGAGGUGAUGGUGGAAUGUAUAUAAAAAAUUCUUCAGUUGUUGGGUCAUAUCCUUUGCUUCUAAUAGCUACAGAAAUGGUUGUUGCUCCAUCUGAUGAUGAUAGUGAUGAAGAGGAGGAAGAUUCCAGUGAGGAUGAAGCUGAGGAAAGCACUUUGGUACAGCACAAAGAAGAGAUCAUGUCUUCACCUGAUAGCACUGUUUCAGUUGUUGUUGAUCGGUGGCUCCGGUUUGACGCUACGGCUCUGGAUGUUGCUCAAAUGUACUGCUUAAGAGAACGUCUAGCAUCUGCUAUUCUUUUCAAAGUGAAACAUCCGCAAGAUGUUCUACCGCCUGCGUUUGGAGCGUCAAUGUAUGCCAUCGCAUGCAUCCUUUCAUAUGAUGGCUUGCCUGCUAUGGUUCCACCGAAUGAUCUUUCAGCAAAUGGAGGUUCAGGCCAGAAUUUAGCAGAAGCUAGCAGAUUCUCUCAGGGAAGAAGAGCGGAUUAUAUUCCACCUAGUGGGUUUCUGAUGUCCUUAUUAGCUGAUAAGACCCAUCCAGGAGGUUCUUCAGCGCAUUCUCGGCCAUCCAGGGCUCCUGUUGGCAGGUUUGAUCGAUCUCAGCGUCCUUUCCGCAAGUCUGGACCUGGGAGUUCAGCACCACGUUCUUUCAAAAGGCAGCGCGACGCUGCACGGUGA